AUGGAGCGAUGGCUUGAGCGAUUGCCCCGACCCAGUGGUGUGAGACACGUUCAGAAAGCCAGCAAUGGAUUCGGUUUCUCACCUGCUCCUGAACCUCACGGAGAUGCCGAGGGUGACAGGUACAAGCGGGGCCAGGGGCCGGGGGCGGCUGCGAGGAUGACAAACCUGGAUCAGACUGUGCGGAUAUUCCUUUACUGCCUGUUUUUUGUGUUGAGCGUGCUCGGGAAUGUCCUGAUCAUCGUCGUCCUGCUGAGGAACAAGCGGCUGCGGACCGUGACCAACACGUUCCUGCUCUCGCUGGCCGUCAGUGACCUGAUGUUGUGCCUCUUCUGUAUGCCCUUCACCCUGAUCCCCAACCUGCUCAAGGAUUUCAUUUUCGGAAGCGCUGUCUGCAAAGCUGUCGCCUACUUCAUGGGUAUCUCUGUUAGUGUUUCUACCUUCAGCUUGGUGGCGAUUUCCCUGGAGAGAUACAGUGCCAUCUGCAAACCGCUUAAAUCCAGGGUUUGGCAAACCAAGUCUCACGCCUUCAAAGUGAUUGCCGCCACUUGGCUGCUCUCAGUUAUGGUAAUGUUACCGUAUCCCAUCUACAACACCUUGGUUCCCUUCACCAGGGUAAACAACAGCACUGGCAACAUGUGCCGUCUCCUCUGGCCGAAUGACUUCACCCAACAGUUCUGGUAUAUUUUCCUGUUACUGAUUCUCUUUCUGAUCCCCGGAAUAGUGAUGAUGAUUGCAUACGGACUGAUAUCCCGCGAGUUAUACAGCGGCAUUCGGUUCGAAGUGAAAAGGAGAAAGAGGAGCCAAGAAAGGAAAAGCGGUGGCUGUGCCAGCGGUUACGAGGAUGGAGAUGGGUGUUACAGGCAGAACGUAAAACGCAAAAGGACGAUGGCAAUGCAACGACUAUCGAGCACCGCCGGUGCUAAAAUAAACAGAGUGAGAAGCAACAGCUCCACAGCGAACUUAAUGGCAAAGAAGCGAGUGAUUCGGAUGCUGAUUGUGAUUGUGAUCAUGUUCUUCAUCUGCUGGACCCCUAUAUUCUGUGCAAAUGCUUGGCGAGCGUUUGACAAGGUCUCCGCCGACAGAUUCCUGUCCGGGACCCCGAUUUCAUUCAUCCAUUUGCUCUCGUAUACAUCCGCCUGCGUGAACCCCAUCAUCUACUGUUUCAUGAAUAAGCGAUUCCGCGUGGCUUGCUUAGCGACUUUUACCUGUUGUACCAAGCAGCGGCCACAGCUGAGGGAGACGGAGGACGAGGGUCGCACCACCACUGCUUCCAUCUCCAGGUGCACUUACACCAGCGUCUCAGCCCCCUCUUGACCCCGGGGGCAAGGCAACUCCUCAUCCUUUCCCAUCAGGGAUGUUCUCCUAUUAACCCUGUUUUAUUUCAACAGACAUUUGCCUCGUUAUUUAUUACGUUUGCAAGCUUUGCAUCGAUACAGGAGACCAACUCUCAAAACUGAUGUACUUGACAACAAGAAGCAGUCGAAGGAUGAUAAUCCCAGAGAAUAAAAACGUUGCACUGUCGAGAUCACGCGUUGUUGUUGUUAUGAUGCAGGCCUGUCGCCUAUUUCUUGCGGCCGUUCCUUGGCGAGAGAAAGAAGGCUGGUUGUAAGCAAAUCAUUAAAACAAUUAUAACUUUGUUGGCAAUGAUUACGUUGGGGGGUUAGAGUGUUUAGCAGUGAGUGUCACGUAAUGCAAUGCAUAUUUUUGAAACAAGGCACUAACUGAACCAUCCGUGGGUUCAGUCGUGCAGGGAGGGGUGAAGUGAGAAGCGGACUUAAGGAUCUCUCUGCACUCGCCUGCCUGGUGAGUCCCUCCAGGACGGACAGUUGAACAUUGGUUUAUUCUUGUCAUGUGUAGCGAUAUGCAGCGAAAACCCUUUGCUGAGCCAUCCAGACAGAUCCCGUCACUACCGUCGUCAGAAUCAGAUUUAUUAUCACCGGCAUAUAUCGUGCACUACAGUGCAAGACAUAAAAAUUACUACAAAUUACAAAAAUAAAUAAAUAGUGCAAAAGAGGAAUAACGUGUGCAUGGACUGUUCAGAAAUCUUGAUUGUGAAAAAAAGUUCCUGAAAUGCUGAGUGUGGGUCUGGAGGCUCCUGUACCUCCUCCUCAAUUAUAGUAACGUGAAGAGGGCACGUCCUGGGUGGUGAGGGUCCUUAAUGAUGGAUGCCACCUUCUUGAAGCACCACCUCUCAAAGAUGUCCUUGAUGGUGGGGAAAGUUGUGGCCAUGAUGGAGCUGGCUGAGUCUACAACCCUCUGCAGCCUCUUUUGAUCCUGCACAUUGGAGCCUCCGUCCCAGGCAGUGAUGCAACCAGUGAGAAUGUUCUCCACUGCACAUCUGUAGAAACUUACAAGAGUUGUUGGUGACAUACCAAAUCUCCUAAAACUGCUGAUGAAGUAGAGCAACUGGCAUGCCUUCUUUGUGAUUGCAUCAAUGUGUUGCAUAAAUGUGUCCACACAUUUACUCCACCUUGGUUUACAUGCCCUUCAUGUGAGCACUAUCUUCCAUUUACAUGUAACUAAAAGCCGUAAAGUUUGAGAGAUUGGUUGUACCUGUUGGUACCUGAAGCGUGGCGACACUUGGGGACUGCCCCCCAGAACACUCUACACAAAAGAUG
Molecule: messenger RNA, 2618 nt
Organism: Pristis pectinata (smalltooth sawfish)
Lineage: Eukaryota; Metazoa; Chordata; Chondrichthyes; Rhinopristiformes; Pristidae
Gene: cckar
Product: cholecystokinin A receptor
Exons: 5
Coding region: 1-1314 (437 amino acids)
Biological process (GO): neuropeptide signaling pathway
Cellular component (GO): membrane
Molecular function (GO): neuropeptide receptor activity; gastrin receptor activity
Source: RefSeq, a predicted model, not a curated record